This is a messenger RNA of Aureobasidium melanogenum CBS 110374, 1170 nucleotides long. RefSeq lists its product as uncharacterized. The transcript has 4 exons. NCBI's taxonomy places the organism in Eukaryota, Fungi, Ascomycota, Dothideomycetes, Dothideales, Saccotheciaceae. The coding region runs from base 1 to 1170 and encodes 389 amino acids. The record is from RefSeq and is a predicted model, not a curated record.
AUGCCAGGAUACCUUGACUUCCUUCACGCUUUCGGUGCUCAAGAUACUUCUCGGGCUCAAUUCUUUGCAGGUUUCUACCAACAAACCAUGCUCCAGAGUGAUGCUCGGCUUCCGAGGAUGAUUGGUCACAGUUGGCGUCAGUAUCAACUGUGUUACAACCUCAGAGGAGUAACAUGCAUCGAGCGGCUCAACGGAAAGGCGACCGAAUGGUCUGUCCGGCAAGCCGCAGUCCAUCAUCAAUUCGAUGUUGUCAAUGGCACCGCGGUGUGGGUUCUUACCAAGGGUGGGCAGGAUCUACUUGAGAAGCUUGAUCAGUUUACCACAAGUUUGGCAGCACCAAAUUUCGACACCCCGCAAGCUUGCUUCGGGACAAGUCUAGAAGUACAUCGUAUGUUGUGUCACUGGGCAGCAGAUGGUUGGCGACAAUAUAUCGAUUGGCUGGAAGAUGGUCUUAAGUCAAAUACCUCCUUGGCUAUCUACGGCUCGCAGGAGUCGAAGCAUUCUCGUGAAACAUACGUGCCUAGAGAUUUACAGAAGAUUCAAUUAUGGAAAGAAAUGACAAGCCAGGCGGCAAUGCUCUUGACAUCGAACUCCAAUGUCAUGGAUGCUCUUCGAGCAUACUAUGUCAGGCUUUUGGACAACGAAGACUUUCCGCUGAGGACAGAAUGUCGGAAGAGCAUCCAGAACUUUGCCGUAUAUAUCGAAAGCAACACUGUCUGGGCGAAGAUGCAAGUAUGCCGAUUGAACCUCCUAGCUGAGGUCAUUGAUGGCAGGAAAGAUUUGGUUGCUCAACAUUUCCAGAAUCAGGUUGCAGAGAGGACCGAACAACUGAACCACAACCUCGAAAAAGAGGCAAUUGUCAUGCGCAUAAUCACCAUUGUUACUCUUGUCUACCUACCUGCAACAUUCGUUUCGACUUUCUUUAGCACCGAUGUCGUCCAUUACCAGGCUUCGGGUGACUCCGGAUCAGAGACGAGCUACUCGCACCUUGCCAUGAUGCGAUGGCUGCAGGUCACGCUUCCUUUGACUUUUGCGACCAUACUCGGUGCUUGGAUGGCGUUCAAGACCGCGACGAUCUCUCGCAAAAGUACGGAGAUGAAGAACAAUCUGAUCAAUCGCAAGAAUCAAGUGACGAGUUCAUCUAAGGACCUGGAGAAAGGGAAGACGUGA